GUUUCUUUUACACUUAGAGUAGCAGUGUGUCUAUUUAGUAAACUACUACUCUUUUAUAUUGUUUUCGCUUCACGUAAAAAGCCACGUUUUCCAACCAUUUUCAAACAGUCUGCACAGGAUACUCGUGAUAAACGUUUCAAAUACGCAAAGUUAAGAAAACACAAUUGUGGCUUUUAAAUAUUUGCAAAAUAAAACAAAAAUCACACCUUUAAAUCUCAAGCUAUUUUUAAAGAGAAUUUCUUGGGAAAUUUAAAAUUAAAAAAACAAAUUCUAAGAAAAAUUUUUAAAUUGUAAAAAAAAGUUAGAAAAAUACUAUAAAAUCUAAAAUUGUAAAAUUUAAUUGAGAAAAGUGUUAAAAUUAAAAUUUUAAAGAAAAAUUAGAAAAACCAAAUGAAAUUUAUUAAAACAAAGUGUUAAAGACGUAGUUAAAACUAAAAAUCUUCCACUAAACAAAUUUUAGCCAAAACCCAAACCAGCUGCUUCUACUGUUACAAUACUAUCCCUGAAACGUGACUUGGCAAAGACGUUAUUUUUCUUUUACUCUCUAAUCUCUAAAGGAUUUGGCAUCAGCGAAAAAGUAAAAAUAUAAGAAAGAAAACAAAAAAACUACAACAAUAUAUUUUAUUACUUAUAAAAAUCCCAGAUUCUAUUACCGAUAACAAAAAACCAACAGCAAAUAACUGCUAAAGUAAAGGAAAAAUACAGAAAUAUUAUUUAAACACACACACACAUACACACAAAACUCAUUAAAUAUGGAGGCUACAAAUGGUGCUGCUGCAGCUGCGGCCAAUGCUGCUGCUGCCGCCGCUGCUAAGCGCGUUCAAAUUGAAAAGGCUCACAAUUUUAUGCGUCAAUAUCGUGAUCCUGAAUCGAGAGAAUUAAAGAAAUUGUCAGCAAAUCAAUUUAUGGAUGUAUGGGCACAUUAUGAUAAAGAUGGCAAUGGUUAUAUUGAAGGCACUGAAUUGGAUGGUUUCCUGCGCGAAUUUGUAUCUAGUGCCAAUGCCACUGAUAUAAGUCCUGAGGCUGUCACCGACACAAUGUUGGGAGAAUUGAAAUCAUGUUUUAUGGAGGCCUACGAUGAUAAUCAAGAUGGUAAAAUUGAUAUUAGAGAGUUGGCUCAAUUAUUACCCAUGGAAGAAAAUUUCCUGCUAUUGUUCCGUUUUGAUAAUCCCCUAGAAUCCAGUGUGGAAUUUAUGAAGAUCUGGCGUGAAUAUGAUACCGAUAACUCUGGCUACAUUGAAGCCGACGAACUAAAAAAUUUCUUACGUGAUUUACUCAAAGAGGCCAAGAAAAUAAAUGAUGUUUCAGAAGAUAAAUUAAUUGAAUAUACAGAUACCAUGCUUCAAGUUUUUGAUGCCAAUAAAGAUGGACGUCUACAAUUAUCAGAAAUGGCCAAAUUGCUUCCAGUUAAAGAAAAUUUCCUGUGCCGUCAAGUAUUUAAGGAAGGUAUUGAAGGUGCUGCCAGGUUGACAAAAGAAGACAUUGAAAAAGUUUUUUCACUUUAUGACAGGGACAAUAGCGGUUCUAUAGAAAAUGAAGAAUUGAAAGGAUUUCUAAAGGAUUUAUUGGAAUUGGUGAAAAAGGAUGACUAUGAUGCCUCCGAUUUGAAAGCUUUCGAAGAAACCAUCUUACGCGGCGUAGGCUAUGACAAAGAUGGUAAAAUUUCCCGCAAAGAACUGACCAUGAUUCUGUUGACUUUAGCCAAAAUGCCACCAGAGGAUGAUCAGUAAAUUUUCUUUUAGAUUUGCAAGAUAACUAACUAACACACACACAUUUUUUGGGAAUUAUUAAAUAAAAAAAUUAAUAUUUAAAUAAAUUUUAGCCCUGAUUUGAAAUGGUUAAGGCAGAUAUAUAAGCGAAAAAUUAUACUUUAUUUAUGAAUAAUAAAAAAACAAAUAUUAGGUAAGAAUUAUAUACAAAAAAAUCUAUAAAUUAAUUAAUAAUAUUUGUAAGUUUAAUAAAAAGUAAUUGUAAAAUCAAGAAUUUUAAUUUUUGCUAAAACAAAAUUACAAAAUUUAAAAUAAUUUCUUAGGAAAAGGAAAAUGAAGUACAUAUAGCAACUAUGGGUUUUAAAGAAGCUGAAAAUAAUAAUUAUGUACCUUAAACUAGGCAGCGGUUUAUUACAUUAUUAGCUCCUAAAAGUAUGUAAAACAUAGUUGAAAUAUUUACGCAUUUUUCUAAUAAAGCAAGUUUUUUUGUAUGAAUAACAAGAAAAAAAUAAUACACCAUUGAAAUAAGGAAAUUAUAAAACGCCAUUUUAUUAAAGAGAAACGAAUUAAUAGUAAAUCAACGAUUUUAUUAUAAUUUAAGAACAAUUUAAACAAAGAAAGAUAAAAGCAAAUUUAUUUAUUUUAUUUAGAUAAUUUUUUAUAAAUAUUAAAAAAAACAAGAUCAUGUAGAUUUCUUUUUGAUAAAAUUUAAAAUUAUAAAUAAAAAUAUAAAACAAAUUAUGUAAUCAUUAAACAAUAAAUGAGACAAGCUGUUAUGCCAACCUAAAACCUAUACUUUAAGGCUGUAACUUGUUACAAAUUAAAUAGCCUAUUUUUAGGCUUUUUGAAAACUUGCCUUGUUUAUUGUUUACACUAUCACAAAUUCUGUUUUAAGUUUUUAAUUAUAACAUACAAAAAAGAAUUAACUUAAAUAUUUCUGUAGCUAAAUGUACUUAAAAUUUAAAAUAAAAACAAUUUGCUCCAAGAACAUUCUCUAAAACUCAAAAAUCUUGCUUUUUGCAAACAAUUCCUGAAAAAUAAUAAAAGAUUUAUUAUACUUUUCCAAUUUAUAGGCAAUUUUAAAGAUUAACUAAAAUUAAGGCUUUCAACAAAAAACUCAUUAAAACAUCCACAAAACAGGGAGAGGGGAAUAAGAAAUUAGCUCUAGUUCAGUUUUAGUUCAGUUCUAGUUCAGUUCUAGUUCAGUUCUAGUUCAGUUCUAGUUCAGUUCUAGUUCAGUUCUAGUUC
Molecule: messenger RNA, 2957 nt
Organism: Lucilia sericata (common green bottle fly)
Lineage: Eukaryota; Metazoa; Arthropoda; Insecta; Diptera; Calliphoridae
Gene: Cbp53E
Product: calbindin-32
Exons: 12
Coding region: 753-1730 (325 amino acids)
Biological process (GO): regulation of long-term synaptic potentiation; regulation of presynaptic cytosolic calcium ion concentration
Cellular component (GO): terminal bouton; cytosol; dendrite
Molecular function (GO): calcium ion binding
Source: RefSeq, a predicted model, not a curated record